AUCAGCAUCAAAUUUUCAUAGUGAAUGCAACGAAGUAAAUAACAAAAAACAAUAGGCAAUUUUCUUCUAAUAUUAUAAACAAAGUUCAAGUUUGCAAAAUAAAACGCAAGUGGUGAACAUAGAGCAAAUACGUCGCAAUAUUCCAUUGAAGACAUUUUAACUAAAUUUGGUUCUUCAUUUGGAAUUAAAUACCUUACAAUAUUACCAAUAGUGAACCAAAUCAAUAUAAGCGGAUUCAUUAUAUACGCUUUAAAACUAAAGCAGCUCUGUAGAAAGUGUUAAUCGCAUUAAUAAUUUUUAUUCGCAUUUGAUAUAGUAAAUCUUCACAAUAAACGGAUUUGGGAGGAAGUGACUAACAAAAAUACAGAAGAAUGGUUGAACCUAUUUUUGAUUACCAGUUUCGGCUGAUUCUAAUUGGUGAUAGUACAGUGGGCAAGAGUUCGUUACUCAAAUUCUUUACAGAUGGCAAAUUCGCCGAGCUAUCUGACCCUACUGUUGGUGUUGACUUUUUUGCCCGCUUGAUGGAAAUGAAGGAUGGAACCCAAAUAAAACUACAACUAUGGGACACAGCUGGUCAAGAACGUUUUCGAUCAAUUACAAAAUCAUACUACCGAAACUCGGUUGGAGUAUUGUUGGUAUAUGACAUAACAAAUUAUGCCAGUUUUGAACAUAUUCCACUUUGGAUGAUGGAAGCCCAACGUCACAUUGAACCACAUCGUCCAGUGUUCGCAUUGGUCGGUUGUAAAUUAGACCUAGUAAAUGCCGGUGGUCGUCGAGAAGUAACUACAGAGGAAGCUCAAUCAUUUGCCAACCAAAACGGCUUGCAUUUUGUUGAAACUUCAGCUCGAAAUGGUGUUAACGUAGAAGAAGCUUUUCGUAUGGUUACACAGGAGGUAUAUACGCGAAUACGUUCAGGCGAAUACAAAGUAGAGGACGGCUGGGACGGUAUAAAAACUGGGUUUGCACGUCCAAAUAGUUUAGAUUUUAAUUUGGUUAUGGCGGAGCCGGAAAAAUCGUCUUGUUGCUGAUAUGUUUGUAAAUGAUGAUUAAAUCAAAGUCACUGGAUGGCAAAAAUAGUGGGUUUCCAACAUUAGAGAAAGAAAAUGCGAAUUUUAUCGUAAUUGAUUGAAAUGUGAAGUAUGUAUGUCUGUAUGUUUUAUUCUCAUAAGAUGAAACAGUAUAUACAUACUUACAAACCAGUGCGCAUUUCUUUACCGUUGGAGUACAGCUAAAAAAUGGGAGGUUACAGUUUUUAUUUUUAAUUUUGUACUUUAUAAUGAAAUGCGAACGAAGCUAUUCUUACCAAAUAAAUGAUAAAAAACUAGAAGAUGAAAAAUAAAUGGUUUUAAAUAUAUUAAAACCUGCAUACAAUUACAAUAAUUGAGGGUAACAAUUUUAAAA
Bactrocera dorsalis (oriental fruit fly) is the source of this 1401-nucleotide messenger RNA. RefSeq names its product ras-related protein Rab-39B (gene Rab39). The coding region runs from base 372 to 1028 and encodes 218 amino acids. The record is from RefSeq and is a predicted model, not a curated record. Gene Ontology annotation, biological process: Rab protein signal transduction. Lineage: Eukaryota; Metazoa; Arthropoda; Insecta; Diptera; Tephritidae. Gene Ontology annotation, molecular function: GTPase activity; GTP binding. The transcript has 3 exons. Gene Ontology annotation, cellular component: Golgi membrane.